GUGCUGUUGCAUUAUGGGAUGUGUGAGAGCUGCAUGUGUGUCUGUGUUGAGAAGAAGAACCAAAAUGUCUCAGCUCAGGUUCAUCGAUAUCGGAGUGAACUUGACCGACCCGAUGUUCCGAGGCCUCUACCGAGGGAAACAGAAACAUGACGACGACUUCAACCAGAUCAUCGACCGGGCUCUGAAGGUCGGAGUGGAGAAGUUCCUGAUCACAGGAGGGAGCCUGGAGGACAGCAGAGAGGCCCUGAAGCUCUCCGAGAGCAGAGACGAGUUCUGCUGCACGGUGGGCUGCCAUCCCACCCGCUGCAGCGAGUUCCAGCAGGGGGGGGAGUCCCAGUACCUGACCGGGCUGAGGGAGCUGGCUGCAGCCCACAGAGGGAAGGUGGUGGCUGUGGGGGAGUGUGGACUGGAUUUCGACAGGUUGGAAUUUUGUCCAAAGGAAACUCAGCUGAAAUACUUCGAGAAGCAGUUCGACCUGGCGGAGGAAACCAAGCUGCCCAUGUUCCUCCACUGCAGGAACUCCCAUCAGGAGUUCAUCGAAAUCAUGAAGAGAAAUCGGGACCGAUGUGUGGGAGGAGUGGUUCACUCGUUUGACGGGACGAGUGAAGACGCUGCUGCGCUCGUGGACCUGGACCUCCACAUCGGGAUCAACGGAUGUUCUUUGAAAACGGAGGCGAAUAUUGAAGCGAUGAAGUCGAUUCCCAGCGAGCGGCUGAUGAUCGAAACAGACGCUCCGUGGUGCGGAGUGAAAAACACUCACGCAGGCUCCAAACACAUUAAAACUACAUUUCCCACGAAGAAGAAAUGGGAGGCGGGGCACUGCCUGAAGGACCGGAACGAGCCGUGUCACAUCAUACAAGUGUUGGAGGUGAUGGCGGCGGCGAGGGAGGAGGAUCUGAUGGAGCUGGCCAACACCAUCUACAACAGCACCAUCAAAGUCUUCUUCAGCUCCAGCUGAUGAUGAAGAGGCCGACUGGUGUGGAAUUAUUUCACUGUGUGUGUGUGUGUGUGUGUGUGUGUGUGCUUGAAAAUGUCAGAAAACAAAAAUAAAGAAUCU
Limanda limanda (common dab) is the source of this 1057-nucleotide messenger RNA. RefSeq names its product TatD DNase domain containing 1 (gene tatdn1). Gene Ontology annotation, molecular function: 3'-5'-DNA exonuclease activity. Lineage: Eukaryota; Metazoa; Chordata; Actinopteri; Pleuronectiformes; Pleuronectidae. Bases 14 to 958 code for a protein of 314 amino acids. Gene Ontology annotation, cellular component: cytosol. The transcript has 12 exons. The record is from RefSeq and is a predicted model, not a curated record.